Molecule: messenger RNA, 1455 nt
Organism: Ficedula albicollis (Collared flycatcher)
Lineage: Eukaryota; Metazoa; Chordata; Aves; Passeriformes; Muscicapidae
Gene: KRR1
Product: KRR1, small subunit processome component homolog
Exons: 10
Coding region: 1-1389 (462 amino acids)
Cellular component (GO): small-subunit processome; nucleolus
Molecular function (GO): RNA binding
Source: RefSeq, a predicted model, not a curated record
AUGGGCAGCCGCCCUUCCUCCCGGGGCCCCGCGGGCGGCGCCAGCGCCCUCUGCCACCUUCCCCUGUGCGCUUCUUCCCCUCGCUGGGAGCGCUGCCGCUCCCUGCCUGAAGGAUGCUGGCAGACGGAAUUCAAAGGGAUGGCUAAAGGCUCGCGGCAGCCCGGUGUCAGGCUUGCCGACGGAAAGGACCCUGCGAGUCCCGUUCGUUCUGGGCGCGCACAGGGCUGGCGGACGGAGCGGCAGAGGGAAAACAGCAGCCACGUCCGAAGGAAAGCUUUUGGGAGGCUUAAAACUGAUUUUAAACUUCUUUUUUUCUUUUUAAUAACAGUUGAUGAAUCUGAACUCCUCACUGUGCCAGAUGGAUGGAAAGAGCCAGCCUUUACAAGAGAGGAUAAUCCCAAGGGGCUGCUGGAAGAAAGCAGUUUUGCAACAUUGUUCCCGAAGUAUAGAGAAGCCUACUUGAAAGAAUGCUGGCCACUUGUCCAGAAAGCUUUGGGUGAACAUUAUGUGAACGCAGCACUGGAUCUAAUUGAAGGAAGCAUGACUGUCACUACUACUAAGAAGACUUUUGAUCCAUAUGCAAUCAUUAGGGCUAGAGACUUAAUAAAACUUCUGGCAAGAAGCGUUCCAUUUGAGCAGGCAGUUCGUAUCCUUCAGGAUGAUGUUGCAUGUGACAUCAUUAAGAUAGGCUCUCUGGUGAGGAAGAGAGAGACUUUUAUAAAAAGAAGAGCACGGCUUCUUGGGCCAAAAGGAUCUACUCUGAAGGCCCUGGAACUGUUAACAAACUGUUAUAUUAUGGUGCAAGGCAACACUGUUUCAGCUCUUGGACCCUUUAGUGGGCUAAAAGAGGUUAGAAAAGUUGUUCUGGACACAAUGAAGAACAUACAUCCCAUAUAUAACAUCAAGACUUUGAUGAUCAAAAGGGAAUUAGCAAAAGAUCCUGAAUUGAGGACACAAAGUUGGGAAAGAUUUUUGCCUAAAUUCAAGCGGAAGAACUUGAAAAAACGUAAGGAGCCCAAGAAGAAAAAUACUAAGAAGGAGUACACACCGUUCCCACCUCCACAGCCAGAAAGUCAGAUUGAUAAAGAAUUAGCAAGUGGCGAAUACUUCUUGAAAGAAAGACAGAAGAAACGCAAGCAAAUGGAAGAGAUAAAGGCAAAGCAAGCAGAUGCAGUCAAGAGAAGGCAAGAAGAAAGAAAUAAAGCUUUUAUCCCACCAAAGGAAAAGCCAGUUGUGAAAAAGAAAGCCUCCACUGAGAAAAAGAUUGAUAUUGAAGCCAUCAAAGAAAAGGUAAAGAAUGCAAAGAAGAAGAAAUUAGGAGCACUCCCUGAGGAAGAAGUAAAGUUAAAAAUGGCAGCAGAUGAAAAGAAAAAAAAGAAAAAGAAGUAAUUCAUCACCCAAGAUGUUUGUUUACUUGUCACCUCUGAUAAUGAGCAUUUUUACAUUUGGAAGAUG